UAUGGAGGAUUGUCUUCAAAUGAGACUUUUUGAAAUUGGGGAAAAUCAUGUAAAAUAUGCCAGUAGAGGGUUUAAACCUGAAUAUUGGGAUAUUUUCCUUGAUGCAAUGGAAUAUGCUUUGACUAAUCACAUUGCUUCUACCCCCACACUUAACGCACAGGAGAGAGCAGACGCUACAAGAGUUUGGCGGCAAUUAGCACACUAUAUUAUUGUACAUAUGAAAUAUGGUUAUUUGGCAAAAGAAAUACAAAAUAAUAAGGAAGGGGUAAAAACAUCAGUAUCAGAAACUUCCUCAAUUAAGCAUAGUCAAAGUGAUGCUAUUUUGUAA
Meloidogyne enterolobii is the source of this 328-nucleotide messenger RNA. The record is from the annotation of a GenBank genome assembly. NCBI's taxonomy places the organism in Eukaryota, Metazoa, Nematoda, Chromadorea, Rhabditida, Meloidogynidae.